UCUCUUUCUUCCGUGUUUCUUUCCAUUUCCAUUUUAAAUUUCUUGAGUACAUCGAGAGAGAUUGGCUCUGCUUGUGACCCGUAUUGACGUCACCUAGCAUGAGAGACCUACAGCUGACCCAGGUGGCGGGCACCCGGCAAUCCCCUCUGGCCAUGGUUUACACCGAUGACAUGAUGGAGGAUGUUAGGCUUCUUGAUUCCUGUGAAAGCCGGGACGAUCAUAAUGACGCUUCGCAUGCAAUUGUGAUUGGAGAAGAUGGGUUUAAGAGAAUUCAAGUGAGAGUUACAGGGAUGACUUGUGCUGCUUGUUCCAAUUCUGUUGAAUCAGCAUUGAAGAGUGUUCAUGGGGUUUUCAGAGCUUCUGUUGCUUUGCUUCAAAAUAAAGCUGACGUCGUAUUCGACCCUGCUUUGGUUAAGGACGAUGAUAUCAAGAAUGCAAUUGAGGAUGCAGGUUUUGAAGCAGAGAUUCUAUCUGAACCUAGUAUAUUAAAAAAAAAGCCAAAUGGAACCCUUUUGGGGCAAUUCACAAUUGGAGGUAUGACCUGUGCAGCCUGUGUGAACUCUGUUGAAGGUAUUUUGAGAAAUUGUCCUGGUGUCAAAAGGGCUGUGGUGGCAUUGGCUACUUCUUUAGGGGAAGUUGAGUAUGACCCUACUGUAAUUAGCAAAGAUGAUAUAGUGAAUGCUAUUGAAGAUGCAGGCUUUGAUGCAUCUCUUGUACAGAGUAGUCAACAGGAUAAAAUAUUACUAGGAGUUGCUGGGAUAUUCAGUGAGAUGGAUGUGCAGCUUUUAGAGGGAAUACUGAUAAUGCUUAAAGGAGUACGGCAAUUCCGUUACAACCAGUUAUCCAGUGAACUAGAAGUUCUCUUUGACCCUGAAGUUGUAGGUUCUAGAUCCUUGGUUGAUGGAGUUGAGGGAGGGAGCAAUGGGAAGUUCAAAUUACAUGUUAUUAACCCUUACUCAAGAAUGACUUCUAAGGAUGUUGGAGAAAUUUCUGUUAUGUUUCGACUUUUCAUUUCCAGCCUGUUUCUCAGUAUUCCCAUCUUUUUCAUGCGAGUAAUUUGCCCUUAUGUACCACUGUUGUCUUCCUUGCUGCUCUGGCGCUGUGGACCCUUCCUAAUGGGUGAUUGGUUAAAGUGGGCAUUGGUGAGUGUUGUUCAAUUUGUAAUUGGGAAGCGGUUCUAUGUGGCAGCUGGUAGAGCCCUUCGAAAUGGUUCGACCAACAUGGAUGUUUUAGUUGCAUUGGGAACUUCAGCCUCUUACUUCUACUCUGUUUGUGCGCUACUAUAUGGUGCAGUCACUGGCUUUUGGUCCCCAACAUACUUUGAAACAAGUUCCAUGCUGAUAACAUUUGUAUUGUUGGGAAAGUAUUUGGAGUGCCUUGCCAAGGGAAAGACAUCAGAUGCCAUCAAGAAGCUAGUACAACUUGCUCCAGCAACAGCACUGCUGGUUGUCAAAGACAAAGGUGGAAAGAGCAUUGGAGAAAGGGAGAUAGAUUCAUUACUUAUUCAGCCUGGUGACAUAUUAAAAGUUCCUCCCGGUACCAAAGUUCCUGCAGACGGUGUUGUUGUAUGGGGUUCAAGUCAUGUUAAUGAAAGCAUGUUAACUGGUGAAUCUGCUCCUGUUCUGAAGGAAGGUAGUUCAUCAGUUAUUGGAGGUACAAUAAAUUUACAUGGUGCUCUUCACAUACAAGCUACUAAAGUAGGAUCAGAUGCUGUAUUGAGCCAGAUAAUUAGUUUGGUUGAGACAGCCCAGAUGUCCAAAGCUCCAAUACAGAAAUUUGCAGAUUAUGUAAGUAGCAUUUAUGCGUAUUACCCUGUUCACAUGUCUCAGGCUAGCAGUGAACAUCCAUUGGCAAAAGCAAUUGUGGAACAUGCACGCCAUUUCCAUUCCUUUGAUGACCCUCCUGCAACCAAUGAUGGCCAAACCCCCAGCAAAGGGUCUACAAUCUCUGGGUGGCUUCUUGAUGUCUCAGACUUCUUGGCUCAUCCUGGAAGUGGUGUGAAGUGCUUCAUAGAUGGAAAACGAAUCUUGGUUGGUAACCGGAAACUUAUGACUGAGAAUGGAAUUGCCAUUCCAGACCAAGUAGAACAUUUUGUAGUAGAGCUUGAAGAAAGUGCAAAGACAGGCGUCCUUGUUUCGUUUGAUGACAAAAUAAUUGGUGUUUUGGGGAUUGCAGAUCCAUUAAAGAGAGAAGCUGCUGUAGUAAUUGAGGGCCUUCUGAAAAUGGGUGUCAACCCAGUCAUGGUGACAGGGGAUAAUUGGAGGACAGCACGUGCAGUUGCUAAGGAGGUGGGCAUUCAAGAUGUUAGGGCUGAAGUAAUGCCAGCUGGCAAAGCCGAUGUUAUUCAGUCUUUUCAAAAGGAUGGAAGCAUUGUAGCAAUGGUGGGUGAUGGCAUCAAUGACUCUCCUGCUCUUGCUGCUGCAGAUGUUGGCAUGGCUAUUGGUGCGGGGACAGAUAUCGCCAUAGAAGCUGCUGACUAUGUCUUGAUGAGGAAUAACUUGGAGGAUGUAAUCACAGCCAUUGAUCUCUCAAGAAAAACCUUUUCUCGCAUUAGAUUGAAUUAUAUUUUUGCCAUGGCUUACAAUGUGAUCGCAAUACCUAUUGCUGCUGGGAUGUUCUUUCCUUCGCUAGGGAUCAUGUUGCCACCAUGGGUAGCCGGUGCUUGCAUGGCUCUUUCAUCUGUAAGUGUUGUAUGCUCGUCUUUACUUCUUAGAAGAUAUAGAAAACCCAGACUUACCACCAUCUUGGAAUUAACUGUAGAUUAGAAGGAGAAAAAAUAAAAACUCUAGGUUUCAUUCAAAUCUGUAGGAAAUAAAUAAUUAAAAAUGUAGAUGAGGUGGAGAACGAAGCAUGAAACUUGCAAUCUUGUAUGUAUUUGUUACUUUCUUUCACAACUUAUACACUGAGUGGCUGCAAUUUUAUCACACCAAAAUGUGAAUGUGAUUGUAUAAUAUGAUCAUUGUUGUGUUUUCUUGU
Molecule: messenger RNA, 2976 nt
Organism: Populus euphratica (Euphrates poplar)
Lineage: Eukaryota; Viridiplantae; Streptophyta; Magnoliopsida; Malpighiales; Salicaceae
Product: copper-transporting ATPase RAN1-like
Exons: 8
Coding region: 99-2765 (888 amino acids)
Cellular component (GO): membrane
Molecular function (GO): copper ion binding; ATP binding; ATP hydrolysis activity
Source: RefSeq, a predicted model, not a curated record